Lepus europaeus (European hare) is the source of this 954-nucleotide messenger RNA. RefSeq names its product olfactory receptor 51H1-like. The record is from RefSeq and is a predicted model, not a curated record. The coding region runs from base 1 to 954 and encodes 317 amino acids. Gene Ontology annotation, cellular component: membrane. Gene Ontology annotation, biological process: G protein-coupled receptor signaling pathway. Gene Ontology annotation, molecular function: olfactory receptor activity; G protein-coupled receptor activity. The transcript has a single exon. NCBI's taxonomy places the organism in Eukaryota, Metazoa, Chordata, Mammalia, Lagomorpha, Leporidae.
AUGUUCUCCUGCAAUUCCACCACUUCUGGUCACUCCACCUUCCUCCUCACUGGCUUUCCAGGCCUGGAAGCCUCUCAACAUUGGGUCUCCAUCCCCACCAACCUCAUCUGUGUUGUUUCCAUCCUGGGUAACAGCAUCAUCCUCUUCCUGAUCCGGACAGAUCCAGCCUUACACGAACCCAUGUACAUCUUCCUGUCUAUGCUGGCAGCCUCUGAUCUGGGUCUCUGUGCCUCAACCUUCCCCACCAUGGUGCAGCUCUUCUGGCUGGGAGCUCGUGAGCUGCCCUUUGAUCUCUGUGCAGCGCAGAUGUUUUUCAUUCAUGCCUUCACCUAUGUAGAAUCCGGUGUGCUGCUGGCUAUGGCCUUUGAUCGCUUCAUUGCCAUCCGGGACCCUCUACACUAUGCCACAGUCCUUACCCACUCAGCCAUGGCCAAAAUGGGGGCUGCUAUUCUGGUAAGGGCUGUCCUGCUCAACCUCCCAGGGCCCAUCCUCUUGCGGCGCCUGUUCUUUCCUCACAUCAGUGUGCUCUCUCACUGCUACUGCCUGCACUGUGACCUUGUGGGACUGGCCUGUUCAGACACCCAGAUCAACAGCCUGGUUGGCCUGGUCUCCAUCCUCUUCUCACUGUGCCUUGACUCUUCACUCAUCGUGGUCUCUUAUGCCCUGAUCCUGCAGACUGUGCUGGGUAUUGCAUCACCUGGGGAACGGCUCAAGACACUCAACACAUGUGUCUCGCACCUCUGCAUUGUCCUUAUAUUUUAUUUGCCCAAACUGGGGCUGUCGGUGUUGCACCGAGUCGAGAAGCACAGCUACCCUGCGCUGGCAGUGUUCAUGGCUAACUUGCACUUCUUGGUCCCACCCUUCAUGAACCCCAUUGUGUACUGUGUUAAGUCUAAACAGAUCCGCCAGGGCCUCCUAAGGCGCUUCCAGCAGAAAAGGGUUGAUGUUUCCUAG